CCUAUUUCACCUUACCUUCAAAUUGUGAGUUCACUUCGAAUGUAGGUGUGUACUAGGGUAUUCAAACAUGCUGGGUUUCAUCGCGACACUUUUUGUGGCUUACUCUUUCACUUCAUAUAUUCUGCUAAGGAGACCGAUCAUAUUUCUCAGAAGAAAGCGGCUUCCUUUCGAAGCUUCUCAUAUUAGUCAUCGGGGUGGUUCAGGAGAACAGAUUGAAAAUACUUUAGAAGCUUUCAGUAGUUCUUUGCUUGUUGGCACAAAUAUGCUCGAGACUGAUUGUCAUAUCACGAAAGAUAAUCAGGUUGUCGUAUUUCAUGAUGAUACGCUAGAUCGUUCUACUGGCGUGUCGGGUUUAGUGAAAGAAUUUUCAUACGAAGAAUUACCUACAUACCUUAAAGUAAUUGAAGUUCAAUUCACCCCAGGUUCCUUUUGUAUUGCGGAGUCUCCCUCAUCAUAUAAAAUUCCACGACUAGAGGACUUGUUUAAUAAGUUUCCAAAUACCCCCAUCAAUAUUGAUAUUAAAGUUAAUGACAAUCUACUCAUCAAUGAGGUUGCCCGCCUUACUGAAACUUACAAUCGAGAGCAUAUAACUGUAUGGGGGUCAAUGAAUUCAAAAGUAUCAAAAAAAUGUGAAUUACGCAAUAAAAACAUUCUCACUUUUGCUCCGAUUUCGUAUGUAAUAUGGAUAAUGGCGUGUUAUGUUGUGGGACUACUCCCUUUCGUACCUAUAAAAUAUGAUUGUUUUGAACUACCUUUAGUUUCUGUUAUUCGAUCUAACGAGUUUGCCAGACGACGUCAUUGGGAUCGUUUUCUACCUCAUACAGCUCUUCUACUCUCAGAUUUAGUGUCACUUGAAAGACAUGCGUCGAAUCAAAUUGAUACUUUAAAAAUGAAUAUCUGCGACUUCGAAAGGAAUCUUCUUCAAAGACAAUAUUCCGUUAAAAACCUUCCUUCAGAGCUUCAGUCAAUGUUUAUGGAUUAUGUGGGGAAAAUUUCCAAGAAUAGAUCUGAGAAAACUUUAACAAAAUUAAUGAAAACUUUGGAAAACCAAAAGCCAGAAAAGGAGUUCCCUUUCGACCCGAAACGCGUAUUAUCGUCACCUUUGUUCAUCGAACAUCUACGAAAACGUGGACUUCCGGUAUUCUUCUGGGUGUGUAACAAUGAAGAGGAUAUGCAGAAAGCUUUCGAACUUGGAGCUUCAGGUGUUAUGACGGAUUAUCCCAGAAAACUAACGGAAUUCCUGAAGAAGCAUCCUGAGUAUCCGAAAGUUCUUUAAAUUAUUUAACAUCCUCGCUUUAAUAAAACAUUGGACUUCAUUUCUGUUCAUAUCCUGUGUCUUAAGAAUUCCUGAUUUGAAUUAAACGUGCUUAUUUUGUAAAUGACGUUGAAUUUAUAUGAACAUUAGUCAUUUUCAUUAUUUUCAGAUCGGAACACUUCACUUGGUAAAUAAUAAUCACGAGUUCACAGGCCUAAAAAUACUUCAUGUUAUCGAUGCAUAAA
Molecule: messenger RNA, 1500 nt
Organism: Schistosoma margrebowiei
Lineage: Eukaryota; Metazoa; Platyhelminthes; Trematoda; Strigeidida; Schistosomatidae
Source: the annotation of a GenBank genome assembly